GCCCAUUUGAAAUGGUGCAAUUUAAAAAAAUGGAAGAACUAUAACAUAGAUAAAAAUAAGUUUUACAAUUAUUACGAAACACAAGGAAAAUAAUAUUUGAAUAAAAACACACUAAUAUACUUAAGGCAAAGAUCACAUACCACUCGCCCUCACAACAACAAAAGCAAUUGAACACAUCCAGCGUGAAAUCAUACAAUACUCAAAUUCAUCAUCGCAGAUCUAUUUUAAGAUAAAAACACCUGCUCACACAGGAUUACCUCUCUCCCAUUGUUAUUUAUACAGACUCACAAAAGCUUUACCUAAUCAGUUCUCUUUCUCCAAGACUUCCAAUAUAAGGGUCCCACAUUUCUCUAUUCACUUUCUCUCUCCUCUACUUUCUCUGCGACUCACUAAAGAGGGAGAAACAAUGCACCACUGUUCCGUUUGAGGAACAACAAGAACAAGAACAAAGAUUUCAUUUCUAGAUCGAAUUUUUGUGUUUUUUUUGUCCAAAGAGAAGAAUUUUGCUUGUUAUGGAUAUGGAAUUGGAUCAUCCUGUCAUCGCUAACGAGCUCAAAGAUGAAAAGGAUGUCUUAAUGGCUGAUCUAGCGGUGCCAACUACUGUGCUAGUUUCUGUGGAUAAUGGCAAUGGUGUGAAGACCUCCACAUCAGGAUCCAAUAAUUCAGCUGAUCAUAAUGGUUCUACUUCCGACUUAUCAUUUCAAGAUGAUGCCAUUGAUGAUGGGGAUGAUUAUGUGGAUGAUGAUGUUUAUUCAGACUACUAUGAUAAUGAUGAGUAUUUGUCUGAUGUGGAUGAUGAACUUAUGAAGCUGCAAGCUCAAUUUGACAAUGCAGACUUGCCCCCUGGUGUUGAGGCAUCAGUUCCCUGGUUGCAGGAUCCUUCUCCAAGUGAGAAGCCUCCUGCUGCUGGAACAUCAACUUUUCCAGUCCAGGAAGAGAAAGUCUCUGCGUCUAGCAGCUCUAAAGCCGAGUCAAGUUCAAUUGUUAAAAAGGAAGAAGAGAUGGAUGAGGUUUUGAGAAAAUUAAUGUACUUCAAACAAUUUGAUACAGUCGCUGUAUGUUCUGAUCAUCACUAUCUAGAUAUGGAAUCCUCAGGGCGAAUGCCUUCAAAGGAUUGGUCAAAGAAAAUUCAGGAUGAGUGGAAGAUACUGGAGCAGAACUUACCAGAAACAAUAUUUGUUAGAGUUUAUGAAUCACGGAUGGAUCUUUUAAGAGCUGUCAUUAUAGGACCAUCAGGUACUCCAUAUCAUGAUGGGCUUUUUGUCUUUGAUGCUGUGUUUCCAGCUACAUAUCCAAAUGAACCACCGAUGGUCCAUUAUCAUUCAAGUGGCUUUCGACUUAAUCCCAACCUGUAUGAAUGUGGAAAAGUCUGCUUGAGCUUGUUGAACACAUGGAGUGGCGGACGAGACGAGAUGUGGCUUCCAAAAAAGUCAACAAUGCUUCAAGUUUUGGUGUCUAUUCAAGCUUUAAUUCUGAAUGCUGAACCCUUUUUUAAUGAACCUGGGUUCGACAAGACAUACAGAGGUUCCGAGGGGAAGAAAAAAGCCAAGGAAUACAGUGAAGAUAUUUUCAUUAAAUCCUUGAAAAAGAUGAUGUACACAAUUAGGAAUCCCCCUCAGCAUUUUGAGGUUCUGGUAGCUGGACAUUUUCGUGUUCGUGCUCUUGAUAUCAUGACAGCAUGUAAGGCAUAUGCUGAUGGUGCUGAGGUAGGGUGUGAUAUCAAGAAAUGGCUUGAAGAGGGCGACAAUGCUUUAAAAACCGGCUCAUCUAACUUCAAAACUGAGGUUGCUAAAAUAAUGAGACCGCUUGUCAAAUAUUUCAUCAAUAAUGGGUCGAAGGACUGCGAGAAGUUUCAGAGCUGAUGCGUUGACCUUAUAUCAGAUACUUCUGAUUGCUCAACAAGUACUGACAUAACUCUAGAAAGGCUUAUAAGUAGGACCUAAGCAUAAUCUAAAUGCAAUUACUUGUGCAGAUUUUGAUAGAACUUUAGGAAACUAUUGUGCAGUGCUAGCAUUAUCGCUUUUAUUGUGCCUAGAAAUGAUAUGAUUUUCUAGGACAAUGUAACUCUCAGAAUCAACAUCUGCUUUAUUAAUUUCUUAGUGAAAUGGAUGUUGUUGACAUCUAAAUUCUCUGCUCAA
Chenopodium quinoa (quinoa) is the source of this 2138-nucleotide messenger RNA. RefSeq names its product putative ubiquitin-conjugating enzyme E2 38. NCBI's taxonomy places the organism in Eukaryota, Viridiplantae, Streptophyta, Magnoliopsida, Caryophyllales, Amaranthaceae. Gene Ontology annotation, molecular function: ubiquitin conjugating enzyme activity. The transcript has 6 exons. The record is from RefSeq and is a predicted model, not a curated record. Bases 513 to 1862 code for a protein of 449 amino acids.